This is a messenger RNA of Durusdinium trenchii, 1036 nucleotides long. The record is from the annotation of a GenBank genome assembly. Lineage: Eukaryota; Dinophyceae; Suessiales; Symbiodiniaceae.
CGUGUGGCAUCUCCUAGAGCAAUACAGGCAAUGGCAAACAGCCCGCCCGUGGUGAACCUUACGGGGAAUCUGUGGCUUACCAGGCAAGAGGAGAGCGACGUAUGCAGGGCCUUGGCUCAGGCCAACCAAGGGUUACCUUACCGAUGGGAGCUGGCGCGAAUCCACACCGCGCCCAUCACAUCAGCCUUCCACAGCAAGAAGAUUGGGAAAUUUGGGAAGAACAUGCCCCCUGCGGACUGGGAGAAUGAGCCCGAGCCAUCCCAUGAGCCAUCUCCCUCGUUGGAUUCGGCUUGCCCCUCCACCUUUGGCCGGAAGGACCAGGUGCGAAGACCCAAGGGGAUGAUUGGUCCGAGGGCGGCGUCGAAGCUUCCACUUGAGGCCUUCAGCAAAGCUCCGCGAAACGGAUCGGACAUGCAGGAUGGAAACGGCUCCAAAGUGCCAGACGAGGGCCCCAUCUCGGAGGGACUCCACAAGCACAAGAGCCCCAAGGGCGGCACUGGCAGCAGCGCAGAUCCUCCAUCGCCUGAGCAGCCGGAGGGCCCUCCGCUCAAGGCUGCGAAGAAGGACGUAAGCUCGAAGCCUGGGAAAGGGAGCAAAGACGCAAUGCCUGAGACCGAGGGCGAUGGCGGAGUUGGAAGCGCGGAGAUGAACCACUUGGAGAGCCUCAUCUCACAGCUGACGGAAGAGCAGCAGGAGCAGAUCAACGAGGAGUUUGGCUCGGAGGACAUGGUGAUCGACAUCGACGGGAUGCUGCCCGAGCGACGUGAGGAGCUGCAUCAGCGCAUGGAGGAGAUGUUGGGGAUUCCUCAAAGAGACAGGAAUCAGCGUGAACACACUUCGCCGCCUUCUCCUCCAGGGAGUUGAUAGUAGUGACACGAGGCCUCUCCAGCAGGUGCCGUGCUGAAAUUGGCAGGCGCCAACCUGGAACUUUGAAGUGCAGUGAUUGUGAGCGGCCUGAUUGGUGGCAGAAUGUUCCAGGAACGCUUUGCCCCCAGGCUACGCCAAGAUGACUACGGCCUACGCAGCUGACAACGCA